Molecule: messenger RNA, 6715 nt
Organism: Scophthalmus maximus (turbot)
Lineage: Eukaryota; Metazoa; Chordata; Actinopteri; Pleuronectiformes; Scophthalmidae
Product: thyroid adenoma-associated protein homolog
Exons: 31
Coding region: 170-5782 (1870 amino acids)
Biological process (GO): tRNA methylation
Cellular component (GO): cytosol
Source: RefSeq, a predicted model, not a curated record
AGAAGAAGAAGACUGGCCAACUUCCCUCAUGUUGGCGGAGUAGAUGUACAACACUGACAGACUUUAUGCUUUAUUUAUAUAUAUGUUUAUUUAUAUAUAUACACUUUAUAUUUACUAGACGUGUGGUUGUCAAUAUUCAGACGUGUGGCCAGUGUUUUGUUUUGUUACCAUGUUGUCGUACGAAGAGCUGAUGAGCAGUCUGCAGGACUGUGUGAUCAGCGACGAUCGGGCACCUGAACGUGUCCGACGGACACUCGGGCUCGUUUUGGACAAACUGUCUGAAUCCUCCAGGAGCGGUGUUAAGAGAUGCAAGGAGCGCUGUCUGGAGGAGGCUGCGCAGCUGCUGAGGCAGAUCUCCGAGGCUGAGCUCGGUGAUUUGGGGGAGAGCCACCACCUCCUCGUCCGACUGCUCCUCUCCAUGCAGCUGCAGAUGGUCAACAUCUCCACGGCCUGUCGCAAAGUGGACCAGAUGCUGCAACAUUUGGCAAAGGUGGAGCGCCAACUGGUUUUUAGAGAAACCCAUUGCUGUUUGCAGUCCAUGGUCCACCAUGACCAGAUAUUGUCAUUUGAGGAUCUACAGAGAGCCUGUAUGUUCCUGGAAGACAGCGCUGUUGGCCGUGAGGCGUGGCGAGAGUCAUGCCUGCCCUUGCUGAAUAAACUGUCAGAGUUAUUUCCCGUCGCAUUGCAACAAGAAUCACUCAGAGAUGGACCACAGUGUUACAUUGCUGUCAAGUUGUGCUUGCAGAUAUUUCAGCUGCUGUCCAGCGAAGUGGCUCCACUCGUGUGGGACGAGGCGCACAGCAGCUCGGCGGUGCAGAAGAUCCUGCAGGCUCUUAUGGACAUAAUACUUGGACAGUGCUGCAACAGGGACACUCGUCUUUUGGCAGGCACUGCCGUGGCCAUGCUGAUCAACACAGCAUCAGAGAGCAGAGCUGGAGGAGCUGCUGCCUGGGCUCUGCUACAGGUCUCAGACCCAGAGCCCUGGCUGCUUUCUGUUGGUGCUCUUCAGAUACAGUGCACCAGUACAGGAAGGGACGGAGUGGCGCGGCUGGCUGUGAGCAGGGGCCUCCUGACCUGCUGUCGACCUCACAUCUUGCUCAGUUCACACAUGGAUGGCACGGAAGAGUGUUUACUGUUGAAAGGUUUGUUUCCCCUGGUUUUCGCUCUGUGUGAGGAGAAGCUGGAUUGCCACUACUUUGCCUUCGAGGUGUUAACACUAUGGCUGAAGAAGGUUAAAGAAUGUCUGGCUGAUAUCUGGAAGAUGACAGGCGACUGCCUUCUGUCUGACAACAGCAGCCUUCAGCAACAGCUCAUUCACAUUAUCUGGACCAAUGCAGAAAGCCCAGUGGAAGGUGUGUCAGAAUUUGUGCGCAGUGCCACCUGUCUGCUGCUGGACAUCUAUGACAUGGACUGUGAGCAGUUCUGUGACACGAAGAAGACUCUGUAUUUUACUUUACUUCAACGAACUAUCGAACUACCUUGGGAAGCCAAAGCCAAAUAUCCUCGCCUUUGUGCCCUACUGCCAUAUCUGGGUACUGACAUGGUGCUGGAUCAAUAUGCUGAAAUACCCAGUCAUCUCCUGAAGUGCUUGUCGACCAAUCACCUCUCACCAUGUGGAUCAGAGCUUUACAAGUGUCUGGUCCAGCAGCAGAGGAAAGAGCUAUGUGAUGGUUCCCUAAAGUCUGAUUCACACACUGAGCUGGAUCUGGCCGAGCAGUGGUCAAAGCGUUGGCGGCCCGUCCUUCUCAAGGCGCUGACGUCUGACGUGACUCUUCUACAGACCAACAGCUCAACACACUUGUUACCCUGCACCUUUCAAGUCUUCCCCGCUGCCGUGGAUCAUCUGCUGGCCUCGCUGGACCUGUUCGCCCCCGGUCACCUCCACGCCUGGGCCUGCAUCAUGAGCUCCUAUCGAGCCACGACCGGAGGCUCUCCCUGGGCUCUGCAGGGAAACUCAACCCUUGAAACCCUCCAGCUAGCUCUAGGAUCUGCGGAUGACAAAGUCCGCCUCGCCGCUCUCAGCCUUCUCUGCUGCAGCCGAAAGACCAACGACACCCCGACUGCAAAGGAGAUGACAUUAAUGAGGUUCUUUAUCCCUCAGAACCUAAACUGUGAGUCCUCGUCUUUUCGCCAGCAUUUUCAGGCUGGAGUGAAGAGGUUUCUGGUUCGUGUCAGAGACGCCUGCUUGGCAUGUGUCAGAGGGCAGAAGAGCAAAAAGAAAGAAGGCCACUCAGAGGAGGCACUGGAUGUACUGCAGCAGGGAAUAGGGUUUGUGGAAUGGUUGGACCAACUUCCAUACAGCUAUCUGGCACCAGGACACAGUUAUCAGAGGAAGAAGACUGCGCUGCUGCUGCUCUCUGCAGUGCUGGAAACCUGCACAGACACAUGGAGCCCUGACAGAAGGAAGGGACAACCUCCAGCGGAUAUGGGGCCUCUCAUUGACUGCGCCAGACAAAGAGGACAGUGGGAUUUCUUCUGCAGGACAAAACAGCUGGUCCUUAUCAGCUGUUUAGAAGAUUCAACAAAUGAGAUCCGGGAGCUCUCGGCUGGGUUACUGUUGAGAUUUUUCCCACCCAGUUUUCCAGAUGAUAUCGCUGCAGUGCUGCGCAUGCGAACCAAACAGCUCCUGUGCAGCCCUCGUGUGCAAGAGGCUCAGAUGGGAGCGCUGAUGAUGAAGGUCCUCCUUCUGAAGUCACAACACUCGCCCGAAGAGAGCGAUGUCGCUGUCAGCAGUGGAAGUAACCUCAUGGCCCCCCGCAUGGUCACAUUCCUGGUGAAGGAGCUGGAGGAGCACUAUCUGACAGCGAAAGCUGAAAUGAUGCUGGCUGCCAGGACCAAGCCCAUACAUGGUGUCGUAAGUGCCUUUCAGAGGUGUUUGGUUGAGGCAGCCAGCAGCGUCCAUGACAUACUUGACCAAAGACUGACUGUCGAGGUGCUGGUUCUGCUGGAGAACAUCUCUCUACUGCUGCUGGGUGUUCUGUACGGAGACCAGGAGGCUUGUGCCACUGAAAAUGAUGCACCCCCGUCUUUUUGUGAUAUGGGAAAUGCCAUCAGCUCCCUGAUAGGCCAAACAUCUGGAGAGGAUGGAGAGGAGUGUGUCCUGCUGUCUGAGGAGCACAGCCUCGUUCUCACCUGCUGCUGGGUCUCACUCAAGGAAAUUGGAAUCUUUUUAGGUUCUCUGGUGGAGAAAAUUCUCAAUGAAUUCAAACCCAGCAAGCGCCUUCUAGAAAAAGAGGAUCUCAUCAGAGCAUCAAAAGUCUUCAAGAAUAUUCUCCUCAAAUGCCGUCACUGGGGGGCAGUAGAGGGAUGCUGUAUAGGCUUCACCAAGUUCUGUGCAGCUCUGUUGAGCAGCAAUGAUCCAGAGUUUAGGGAUAUUCCAGCCUAUAUGCUGAAACAAGGGUUGCUGGUUGUGCAGUGCCCUCGUUCUACAUCGGUGACCCGGCGGGCUGCAGGGUUGCCUAUGCUCAUCCUGUGUGUCGUGUCAGCAGAGGAGGCCAGUAAAGCAAGGCCACUGUUAGCCCACAGUAUGCAAACCUUACUGGCGACAGCCAAAAUGCCUCUGCCUGAAAACUGGGACCAAACAUUGGACUUGCCACAGGUGUGUGCUGUUCACACUCUGCAGGCCCUCGUGCGUGGCGCGGGUCUCGGAGUAGCCGUCCUUCAGUUUGCUCCUGCUGUAGCCAUGUUGUCCCUCACUCUGCUCAGUUCUCCCUGCUGGGCCAUGAGGAACGCUGCACUUCAGCUUUACAGUUCUCUGUGCUCACGAAUGCUCGGCCAGCGGCCCAGCUGUGACGAAAGUGGCCCUACCCAGCAUGGCUUGUCCCCCGCUGCCUUCUUCUUCCACUACCCUGCGCUCCAGCCCUUCCUCCUCGGAGAGCUGAGAGGGGCAGCGCUCGACCUGCAGGCUCGACCGGAUGAGGCCAGGCUACACCUCCAGCCUUCGCUCUACCCUGUCCUCACUCUGUUAGCCCAACUCCAGCCUGGUGUCCAAGACUCAACAGAAUCUCUGUCAGACUUCCAGCUUCCUUUACUCGAACUCUCUGCCAGUCCCAUUUACAGUGUGCGAGUGAUGGCCUGUAAAGCUUUGGUUGCCAUGACUCCCCCCUCAGAGUACAUGAACAUCCUCGUCGAACUGACGACUCAGCUGCCCGGUCCACGGGAGCGCUGCUGUCACAACCGGCUCCACGGACAGCUGCUGCAGAUAAAAGCUAUUCUAGGGAGAGCUCUGUGCAACGACAGUGCCCCUUCAUCUGCCCUGUCGGAGGUGCUGAGCAAGGUGGGUGCGUCGCUGUGGCUGGUGACCCAAGCUCAACGCUGCCCCCUAGUGAGAGCGGUCUACCUUGGAGUGGCAGACUUGCUGAGAAGAUUCUUCUGUGAGACUUACCUGUCUAAGCUCCAUGACGUACUCACGCGUGACCUCCAAACACCUCAGACAGGGCUUCAGGUUGGUUUGUCAUCCUUCCAUCAACAAGCCAUCCACUUUCUAUGUGCAGAUGUUGAGUGGGCAUGCCAAAUCUGGAACGGCUUCUCUGCAGCGAGCCCUGAUCUGAAGCUCUCUCUGCUUACGUGGGCGGCGGACAGGCAGGGUUUGCUGCAGACCAGUUUGAAAGAAGUGAUCCAGAGGGAGUUGCAGUCCAACCUGAGGGAGGCAUUGCUGAGCCACAGUGUGGAGUACCGCAGGACUUACCUCACAGCCCUGGGAGCAGUGUUGGCUGCAGAUUGUUCUACUUUGCUCCAGCGUCGUCCUCAGACGGCCCCACUGCAGGAGCCAGUUAUGCCUGAGUGUCUGGAUUUAUUGCUUGGGGACCUGGAGGACCAGCGAGGUGGGCCAGAGGGUCUGUCCCAGUCUCUGUGUGCCGCUAGUCUGCUGCUUUCCCAGUGGUCAGACUCCAGUCGAAAGAUUGCCAUGCUCCUGCGCUGGUGUAGCAUCUUGGAAUGCCAUCGGUGCCCAGACGCCCCCGAGGUGCUCAGGAUGGCGUGUGCCGACGCUCUGUGCGUGGCUGGAGUUCCCCUGAUGAGCCACAUCCCGAGAGAACGCGGCACUCUGCCUGCCAUCAUGUUGAGGUUGAUCAACACAGCCCUUUACUUGCUGCAGGACCAAAGCCAGCAGGUGAGAACAAAAGCAGGAUGUUUCACAUCCAUGCUGAGCCACGCAAGGCGAGGAGAAAGCCAGGGGAGCGUGUAUGUAAUGCAGGUCAACCAGGCUGUGCCGCUGCUGCUGGACCUGCUGCUGGAGGAAUGCUUCGACACUCCUGGCACACUGGAGGCGCUGCUGUGUCACCUGCCUCAGUCUGACCUCAGAUGUGUGCUGAGAGAGGCCUCCGAGACGGGGGGUUCCAGUUUGUAUGAGCAGGAUGAGGCCAAUGUGUUUGCAGAGCCGUCUGUGAUGUCAGCCCACGUGCUGCCUCACCUGCUGCGGUUGGCUGACAAAAGCUCUCAAUCUUCUGCCUUGGCACAGAGCCUGCGAGCAUGGGCAGAGCAGAGUGCUGCUCAGGUGUCAGACAGCCUUGCAGUGUGCAGAGACCUACAACCAGCGGAGGCGUUGACCCCGGCCUGGCUGGCUCUCCUCAUGGAACCCCGUUUCCACAGCACCCUGUGUAGCCUGUUCACCAAGGCGGCCUUCCUCCUGCAACUGUUGAAAACAUCCAACGAUGCACAAAGCCUCUGCGAUCCUUCUGUCCUGCACACGAGUUUACAGGAAGUUUUGAGUCGGCUCAGUCGAAACGGUGUCCACUUUCCCUCCGCUCUAACAGCUGCUCUGGCUGGAGGGCUGCCACUGUGACAGAAUGAGUGAAGCCCUUUGGCCGGUGUGGCCCUGGAUAAAAUGACUGCAGCUCAUGACAUCUACAUGUGCGGCUUCAGUCUUGAAUGAGUCCUGCAAGUGCUGAUGCUGCAGCACUCUAGUACUUGGUUUGGCUGACUGAGUUAUGCAAGAGAUGAGGCCAGUUGUUUCCAUCUUCAUAUCACCUACGCUGAGAAGAGACCCAAUGAGCUUCAUGUGUCGUGCAUUAGGACAGUGAAGCCAAACAGCUGUUCCGCAUAACCUCUGGGGUUUUGCUUCAAUGCUCAGAGUUUAAAAUACUACAUUUAAUGGAGCUUUAUUCAUUUUUAUUUUUAUUUUUUUUUAUGCAGAAGUACAGCCACUAGAAUAUCCCCAGGUCUGUCUUUAUGAUCCCCACCACCCCAAGCUUUAUGCUCAUUCUUACCCCAAGAGCAGUGCUCCUCUCCUCUGUUGCUGUAAGUUGUUUGCCAUGUCUCAGCGGCGGCGGCAGCAGCAGCAGGGCUCACACUGACGCAGUGAUGUCAUGUAACAGCAUCUGGAGAAAUGGGCUGCUUGGUGCCCAGCAGGGGAAUAUGGUUCAUGGUCUAAUGCUCCAUUAGAGGCCUUCUGCCUGGAUAAGUGUCCAUUUUCCAACCACACGAGGCCUGAAGAUGAUUGACUGGAUCUGAUAGAGAGCUGGCGGGUUGCUCCGCAACAGACGGCACACUCGGCCAGUCUGACAUCACCAGAUAAACCUCCUGCUUCUGUUUGAGGUGGGUGGCUCUCGGUACUGGAUAAACACUGACAUGGAAGAGAUUGCACAUGCAAUGAUUUGUCACGUUGGACAUUUAAUUAAAUGUACAUGGAAGUCUUUAUAGUUGUAUCCUCACUGUAACUUUGAUUUCCUUGGGAUAUGACUAUUGUUAGUGAUAAUUAAAGCAUCUGAAUAAUGUA